GUCCAGUCUGGUGUUCACUUAAAGAACCCAGCUGGGAGUGGGACAGGACCAUCUGUCCUCUGCUCCUGGGGAGGUCACAGAGCACACUCACAGCACAGGUCCCCACGGGAGCAGCUGGAUGUGAGUACCACAUCUGUGCCAGUGUGAGAAGGCCUACCUCUCAGGAAACUCGGGUCUCAGAAACCCCACCAAGCGCAAGAGUCCCUCUGGGAGCUAAAUGGUUCUCCUAGGUGACCUGGACCCAGGAUUCUAGUCCCCAGGACGGGGUCUGAGUGCCUGCAGCAGCCUCGCCAGGCAGCUGUGACUUCGCUGCCUUGCUGAUGUGGCUCUGGGCUCUGCGGGUGUGGGGUGGCCCGGCAACUGGCUGGGAGCUGGUCUCACUGAUCCCUGUCAUCACAGAAGCCUGCACCAUGAGGCGGAGUGGCACGGCCCUGUCCUUCCUGUGGGCUGAGCGAGUCCGGGAGCCAGUGGAUUCUGGAGUGGCCCCUGUCAGCCCCCUAGGUGCGGGUGUGAUCCUGAGACGCUUCUCAGGGACUCUGCUGCUGCCUCCACUGUCCAGCCGCCUGGGGUCCUCUGGGGAGGCGGAGUCUGCUGCCCACGUGGUCUUCACGAUUGGAACUCAGGGGACACAGAGAAGCCUUGGCUCAGCUCAGAGCAGCUUUGACCUGGAAAAUGGGCUCCCGAGCAGCAAGGGUCUCCUAGACGCUCAGUCCGGGCCGAGUCUCGGCCGCGCCCUCCAGCCCCCUGUCCAUCAUGGCCAGCGGCGCGAGUCCUUCCUGUACCGUUCGGACAGCGACCAUGAGCCUUCACCCAAGGCUGUGUCCCGGACCUCUUCGGCGGCCAGUGACCUACAUGGAGAAGACAUGAUUGUCACACCCUUCGCCCAGGUCCUGGCCAGUCUCAGGACGGUCCGUAGCAACGUGGCUGCCCUUGCACAUGGCCCGGGCAGUGCCACCAGGCAGGCGCUCCUGGGGACUCCUCCGCACAGCAGCCAACAGGCAGCCCCAGCAGAGGACUCUGGGCUGCAGCUGGUGCAGGAGACGCUGGAGGAGCUGGACUGGUGCCUGGAGCAGCUGGAGACACUGCAGACUCGUCGCUCGGUUGGCGAGAUGGCCUCCAACAAGUUCAAGCGCAUGCUCAACCGCGAGUUGACUCACCUGUCGGAAACCAGCCGCUCAGGCAACCAGGUGUCGGAGUACAUCUCACAGACUUUCCUGGACCAGCAGGCUGAGGUGGAGUUGCCUAAGCCGCCCACGGAAGACGACCCAUGGCCCAUGGCCCGUAUCACUGGACUGCGUAGGUCCUCCCACACCAGCCUUCCCACAGCUGCCAUCCCACGCUUUGGGGUCCAGACAGAUCAGGAGGAGCAGCUGGCUAAGGAGCUUGAAGACACCAACAAAUGGGGACUUGAUGUGUUCAAAGUGGCUGAGCUGAGUGGGAACCGGCCUCUCACAGCUGUCCUAUUCAGCGUCCUCCAGGAACGGGACUUUCUCAAGACGUUCCAGAUCCCAGCGGACACACUGCUGACGUACUUGCUGACACUAGAGGGGCACUACCACUCUGACGUGGCGUACCACAACAGCAUGCACGCUGCUGAUGUGGUGCAGUCGGCGCAUGUGUUGCUGGGCACCCCAGCCCUGGAGGCUGUGUUCACGGACCUGGAAGUCUUGGCAGCUAUCUUUGCAUGUGCUAUACAUGACGUAGACCACCCGGGGGUCUCCAACCAGUUUCUCAUCAACACCAACUCCGAGCUGGCACUGAUGUACAAUGACUCAUCGGUGCUGGAGAACCAUCACCUCGCGGUAGGCUUCAAGCUCCUACAGGGGGAAAACUGCGACAUCUUCCGGAACCUCAGUACCAAACAGAGACUGAGUCUGCGCAGGAUGGUCAUAGACAUGGUGCUGGCCACAGAUAUGUCUAAGCACAUGAGCCUUCUGGCUGACCUCAAGACCAUGGUGGAGACGAAGAAGGUGACCAGCCUUGGUGUCCUGCUCUUGGACAACUACUCUGACCGCAUCCAGGUCCUCCAGAGCCUGGUGCACUGCGCCGACCUCAGCAACCCCGCCAAGCCGCUACCCCUCUACCGCCAGUGGACGGAGCGCAUCAUGGCUGAGUUCUUUCAGCAGGGCGACCGGGAGCGUGAGUCGGGUCUGGACAUCAGCCCCAUGUGCGACAAACACACAGCCUCGAUGGAGAAAUCCCAGGUGGGAUUCAUUGACUACAUCGCUCAGCCAUUGUGGGAGACAUGGGCUGACCUAGUGCACCCCGAUGCUCAGGAGCUGCUGGACACCUUGGAAGACAACAGAGAGUGGUAUCAGAGUAGGGUUCCCUGCAGCCCUCCACACUCCAUGGGCUCGGACAGGUUCAAGUUUGAGCUGACCCUGGAGGAGGCAGAGGAGGAAGAGGAGGAGGAUGAAGGGCAGUGCACAGCAUCGAACAGGGAGGAGUCCUCAGAGCUACCCAGCACUUAACUCCUGUCCUCCAAGGCCAGCCCAGAGCCCAGGGUCUGCUUUGUCCAACAAGAGUUGGGCUAGCCUAGUGUGGACCGUGGAGUCCUGGUCAGGCCAUGGGCACCCAUGGGCACUGAUGACACUCCACCAGUCAAAAGAGGGCAGCAAAGGUUUACACAGAAUCAAGCCUGAGGGAGACUGGGACCAGCUCUGCCCACAGGCUGGAAUGGCACCAGCCCUGGGCAGCGUCGACCCACACAUCUCAAAAGAUGUACCGAGACUCAGCUCCAGUGCGUACGUGGGCUACAGCAUACGCAGGACUCUGCAUUACAAUUUACUUGGUUUCUUUUUGGCGCUAAAGAUGGAACCAAAGUUGCCUUCCCCAGUCCAGCUACAGCCUUUACUGAGUCUCUCAGGGGAGCCCCGGUCAUAAAAUACAGGCGGGGGACUACCUCCUGCUGAGGUCUGGUGCCUCCUGACACCAUUGGCGGCACAAGACUCUUCUUAGAUACCGGGAGGCCGGUGACCCUCCUAGAAGACCGCUGCAGGCCUGUCUCCCAUCAGUGAGGACCCCCGUCCGA
Mus pahari (shrew mouse) is the source of this 3031-nucleotide messenger RNA. It is a transcript of the gene Pde4c, whose product is annotated as phosphodiesterase 4C. The transcript is spliced from 16 exons. Gene Ontology annotation, molecular function: 3',5'-cyclic-AMP phosphodiesterase activity. The record is from RefSeq and is a predicted model, not a curated record. NCBI's taxonomy places the organism in Eukaryota, Metazoa, Chordata, Mammalia, Rodentia, Muridae. Gene Ontology annotation, biological process: signal transduction. Bases 321 to 2471 code for a protein of 716 amino acids. Gene Ontology annotation, cellular component: perinuclear region of cytoplasm; cytosol; nucleus.